Molecule: messenger RNA, 924 nt
Organism: Oppia nitens
Lineage: Eukaryota; Metazoa; Arthropoda; Arachnida; Sarcoptiformes; Oppiidae
Product: kelch-like protein diablo
Exons: 8
Coding region: 1-924 (307 amino acids)
Molecular function (GO): protein binding
Source: RefSeq, a predicted model, not a curated record
AUGACCAAGUUGAUAUUGUUGACAGCUAGUGUUUGCUAUGUUAGUGUUAUUAAUACACUACUAAUAAAUGCUAUACCAAUUAAUAAUUCCAGCGAUGAAAAGCUAAUCUAUUUAUGCGGCGGUGAAAGUGAUGGUUCAGAUCAGUCAUAUUGCUAUCAUUAUAGCGCCCUGAGUCGGGAAUGGCAUACAAUACCCGAUAUGUCUACCUAUAGGGCAAACUUUGGAUUGGUUUCACUGAAUAAUAAAUUGUACGCUAUUAGCGGUACAACUAAUUGGUGGAAAAGGGAUACGGUUGAAGUGUAUGAUCCCAUAACUGAUUCAUGGCAUCAAUUGUCAAAUGUUAUAUUUACACGAGGAUCAUUUGGUACGGCAGUACUAAAUAAUGCUAUUUAUGUUUGCGGCGGAAAAAAUGGCGAAGAGUAUUUUGUUUGUGAAUCAUAUAUACCGGAAGCUAACAAAUGGACGGCUAGUACACCGUUGACAGUUAGACGCAGUGGUCUCGGACUGGUAGCUCUCGGCAACCAUUUGUACGCUAUCGGUGGCAACGGUUUGAAUUCAAUGGAAAGAUUUGAUUCGCAAUCCAAACAAUGGACACCAAUGGCGGCAAAUAUGUCGGCAAAAACAAGAUCAUGGUUUGGUUCGGCCGUAUUUAUGGACAAAAUUUAUGUGUGCGGCGGACACGAUGGCAGCGAUAGUAAAUCGUGUGAAUCGUAUGAUCCGAUUACUAACAAAUGGACAUCAAUUGCAUCAAUGCUAUCAAAACGUAUUGAUUUUCAAUUAGUUGCCCUGGAUAAUUUUCUAUAUGCUCUGGGUGGUUUUAUGGAUCACGAAAAUACUAAUACGGUUGAAGUAUACGACUAUAAACUAAAUCAAUGGCAAUACACACAAUCAUUACCGCAUAAUUGUUCAGCAUUUGCGGUAUAA